Vicugna pacos (alpaca) is the source of this 5520-nucleotide messenger RNA. RefSeq names its product klotho beta (gene KLB). NCBI's taxonomy places the organism in Eukaryota, Metazoa, Chordata, Mammalia, Artiodactyla, Camelidae. The record is from RefSeq and is a predicted model, not a curated record. Gene Ontology annotation, biological process: carbohydrate metabolic process. Gene Ontology annotation, molecular function: hydrolase activity, hydrolyzing O-glycosyl compounds.
UGUAAUAGAGCCACCUCCCUCAAAUUACGUUGCUCUCCAUGACCCAUCCUAAGGCUCACAGUUCAAGCUAAUCAUUGACAGAGCUUUACAAUCACAAGCUUUUUUACUGAAGCGUUGAUAAGACAGUCGAGCAGUUAGUGGCAAAUGAAGCCAGGCUGUGCGGCAUGAUCUCCAGGGAAUGAAUGGAUUUUCUUCAGCACUGAUGAGAGAAACAUACGCUAUAGGAAAACAAUGUCCAGCGGGGGACUGCAAAGAUCUGUCAUCCUGUCAGCGUUUAUUCUCCUACGAGCUGUUACUGGAUUCUCUGGGGACGGAAGAGCUAUAUGGUCUAGAAAUUCUAAUUUUAGUCCGGUAAAUGAAAGUCAGCUGUUUCUCUAUGACACUUUUCCUAAAAACUUUUUCUGGGGCGUUGGGACUGGAGCUUUUCAAGUGGAAGGGAAUUGGAAGACAGACGGGAAAGGACCCUCUAUAUGGGAUCAUUUCAUCCAUACACACCUUAAAAAUGUCAACAGCAUGAAUAGCUCCAGUGACAGUUACAUUUUUCUGGAAAAAGACUUAUCAGCCCUGGAUUUUAUAGGCGUUUCUUUUUAUCAGUUUUCGAUUUCCUGGCCAAGGCUUUUCCCUGAUGGAAUAGUAUCUGUUGCCAAUGCAAAAGGUCUCCAGUACUAUAACACUCUUCUCAACGCUCUAAUACUUAGAAAUGUGGAACCUAUAGUUACUUUAUACCAUUGGGAUUUGCCUUUGGCACUACAAGAAAAAUAUGGGGGGUGGAAAAAUGAAACCAUAAUAGAUAUCUUCAAUGACUAUGCCACAUACUGUUUCCAGACAUUUGGGGAUCGUGUCAAAUAUUGGAUUACAAUUCACAACCCAUAUCUAGUUGCUUGGCAUGGAUAUGGGACAGGUAUCCAUGCCCCUGGAGAGAAGGGAAAUUUAGCAGCUGUCUACACCGUGGGACACAAUCUAAUCAAGGCUCAUUCAAAAGUUUGGCAUAACUACAACAGAAAUUUCCGCCCACAUCAGAAAGGUUGGUUAUCGAUCACGUUGGGUUCCCAUUGGAUUGAGCCAAACAGAUCAGAAAACACAAUGGAUAUAAUCAAGUGCCAGCAAUCCAUGGUUUCUGUGCUCGGGUGGUUUGCCAACCCUAUCCACGGGGAUGGCGACUACCCAGAGGUGAUGAAAAAGAAGUUGCUCUCCAUUCUACCCCUUUUCUCCGAAGCAGAGCAGAAUGAGGUGAGAGGCACAGCUGACUUCUUUGCCUUUUCCUUUGGACCCAACAAUUUCAAGCCCCAGAACACCAUGGCUAAAAUAGGACAAAAUGUGUCACUCAAUUUAAGAGAAGUGCUGAACUGGAUUAAACUGGAAUACGGCAAUCCCCGAAUCCUGAUUACUGAGAAUGGCUGGUUUACGGACAAUCAUGUGAAAACAGAAGAUACCACAGCCAUCUACAUGAUGAAGAACUUCCUCAACCAGAUUCUUCAAGCAAUAAAGUUUGAUGAAAUACGAGUGUUUGGUUACACUGCCUGGUCCCUCCUGGAUGGCUUUGAAUGGCAGGAUGCCUACACCACUCGCCGAGGAUUAUUUUAUGUGGAUUUUAAUAGUCAACAAAAAGAAAGGAAGCCCAAGUCGUCAGCACAUUACUACAGACAGAUCAUACAAGACAACGGGUUCACUUUAAAAGAGUCCACACCAGAUGUACAGGGCCAGUUCCCCUGCGACUUCUCCUGGGGCGUCACCGAAUCUGUCCUUAAGCCGGAGUUGGUGGCUUCCUCCCCACAGUUCAACGAUCCUCACCUGUAUGUGUGGAAUGUGACGGGCAACAGACUGUUGCACCGAGUGGAAGGAGUGAGGCUGAAAACACGGCCAGCUCAGUGCACGGAUUUGGUCAGCAUCAAAAGACAGCUUGAGAUGUUGGCAAGAAUGAAAGUCACCCACUACAGGUUUGCUCUGGACUGGCCUUCAAUCCUUCCCACUGGCAAACUGUCCACAGUGAACCGACAGGCUUUGAGGUACUACAGGUGUAUCGUCAGUGAGGGGCUGAAGCUCAACAUCUCCUCCAUGGUCACGUUGUACUAUCCGACCCACGCCCACCUAGGCCUCCCCGCGCCUCUGCUGCACAGCGGCGGGUGGCUGAACCGGUCCACCGCCCAGGCCUUCCAGGACUACGCAGACCUGUGCUUCCAGGAGCUGGGGGACCUGGUGAAGCUCUGGAUCACCAUCAACGAGCCUAACCGGCUGAGUGACAUCUACAACCGCACAAGUAACGACACCUACUGGGCAGCCCACAACCUGCUGAUCGCCCACGCCCGGGUCUGGCACCUCUACGACCGGCAGUACAGGCCUGCGCAGCACGGGGCCGUUUCGCUGUCUCUGCACUCGGACUGGGCCGAACCCGCCAAUCCCUACGCCGACUCGCACUGGAGGGCGGCCGAGCGCUUCCUCCAGUUUGAAAUCGCCUGGUUCGCAGAACCCCUCAAGACCGGGGACUACCCGUUGGCCAUGAGGGAGUACAUCGCCUUCAAGAACAGGCAAGGGCUCUCGCGCUCCACGCUGCCUCAGUUCACCGAGGAGGAGAGGAAGCUGGUCAAGGGCACUGCCGACUUCUACGCCCUGAACCACUUCACCACCAGGUUCGUGAUGCAUAAGCGCCAGAACGGCAGCAGCUACGACGCGGACAGGGACAUCCAGUUCCUGCAGGACAUUACCUGCCUGAGCUCCCCUACCCGCCUGGCCGUGAUGCCCUGGGGAGAGCGCAAGGUGCUGAGGUGGAUCCGGAAGAACUAUGGAGACGUGGAUGUUUACAUCACAGCCAGCGGCAUCGACGACCAGUCCCUGGAAAAUGAUGAACUCCGAAAAUACUACUUAGAGAAAUACAUUCAGGAGGCUUUGAAAGCAUACCUGACUGAUAAAGUCAAAAUCAAAGGCUAUUAUGCAUUCAAACUGACUGAAGAAAAAUCUAGACCCAGAUUUGGAUUCUUCACAUCUGAUUUCAAAGCUAAAUCCUCAAUCCAGUUUUACAACAAACUGAUCAGCAACAAUGGCUUCCUUUCUGGGAACAGUAGUCCUAGAUGCAGUCAGACUCAAAGAAACACGGAGUGUAUCGUCUGCUUGUUUCUCAUGCAGAAGAAACCGCUGAUAUUUUUUGGAUGUUGUUUCUUCUCCACCCUAGUUCUACUUCUAUCAGUUACCAUUUUUCACAAGCGAAGGAGAAGAAAAUUUUGGAAAGCAAAGAACUUACAACACAUACCAUUAAAGAAAGGCCACAAGAGAGUUUCCAGUUAAACUGAUCCUCUUUCUGUCUGCAUGAUGGAAAGUUUAAAAAUUCACUCCAGUUCCAUAUACUGGUUAACUUACAGAAGAUACACCUUUAUUGUAGAAAAAAGACAAUUUAAGGUAUUAGUGAUAGCCAAGGUAAUGACAAUCGACGUCUCUGCUGUGUGGUUCUGAUUUUCCCUUAGGUGUUGACAUCAGUGAAUUCAGUUCUUGGAUCUGAAGAUAAAGUCUUUGCCUAGACAGUAAGCUAUCAAAUUUGCUUCAUGGAGUUUGAUGAGCUGUUUCCUAUUAUUCUUCCCUAGUUUUCUUCUGAAAACACUAAUAGCUACUUAUGAUAAAAGAAAUUGUUUUGAAAAAGUACAACUUUGUUAAGACUCCAUUCAUGGGGAGAGUAUAGCUUAGUGGUAGAGGGCAUGCUAAGCAUGCACAAGGUCCUGGUUUCAAUCCCCAGCACCUGCAUUAAAAUAAACGAACAAACCUAAUUAUCCCCCCGCCAAAUAACAUUUUAAAAAAAAAAGACUACAGAGAUUUAAAACUCUUAAUACUGGAUAGCCAGUAAUAAAUUGUCACUUCUAACAAGGUGCUUUCCCCCUUAGGUCAGGGUGGUUCUCAAAUGGAAAGAGAAAAUAGGGUAAGUAGUGCUUGUCUAUAGCCAGUUACAGUACUCUUAAGCACAUCGAUCUCUUAAGUUUCUAAUAGAAAUUAAAAUAAUUAACCAUUAAUAAACACCUAAUUUUGUUGUCUCUCCUUUUAUCAUUAAAAAAACCAUUUAAUUUCCAUAACUCAUCAUGGAAAGAUCAGAGAAAUAAGAUGAAAGAAAGCUAGACCCAACUGCCUAUCAACACAAGGUAGUCACUCAACCUCACAGUAUAGCCACCUCUUUAGACAAAUUGACAUUCCUCACUUGAAUUUUGUGAGGUGACAAGGUGUAGCAUACUUAGUAAAGCUAAACAUUUAAAAAAAGAUGUAGUUUUAUUACCAAGUUACCAAAGGACCAUUUAUCCUGUAAGACUUACUCUCUCCCCUAAAAUGCUUUACUGUUCUGACACCAUAGGCACUUAGGGGCCUCACGAGGUAUAGAAUGCAGCCGUAUGUGGACCUAAAACUGAGACUCUUUGGAUGCAAUUCAGAAAGCUGAUGGUCUGAAUGAGUUGGAACUGUUCUUACAAUUUCUGAAGCUAGAAUUAAGUAGAUUCUUAAAUCUGAACUUACAGAGGUUGACUUGCUUGAACUCCGUAUGUAAGGUUUGUUCAGUGUUGGAGGAAGAAAACUUGAACGUAAAUCCAUUUAUACACAUUCUUUCUUUAGGUGAGUCAGUAUUUAACUACUCAUUGUCCGCCCCUCCUGGAAUUUACUCAAAGGAAAAAUUUUCUUUCCUGCAUAACUGGGAUUCUAACUGAUAUUAAUAGCAUUAAGUUUCAGAGAGAAAUAACACAAUUGGUCAAUGCAAACAAAUGCAAAAGUGACGGGAAAUCAAUUUGCUAUUUGGCUGGCCAAUUCAAAUACUAAACAAUUUUGCAGAUGUGUUUUUGUCUAGUCUCCUUGCCCCUACUUGCACCUCUCCUUCAACCUUAGCAGUUUUUAGGUUAUGCUUUGCAAGGAUAUUUUUUUCUAUUUUUUUCUUUCAGAACUAAGUGGGCCUGAGGCCAUACACAAGUACAGUAGCUAGUCAUUGUGUUAAUUUUAUGGAAUACCAAAUGAACAACUCAACUUUUUAACCAUUAACAUUCAGGGUUUUGAGAAAAAAAAUGCAUUUUCACUCAUAACAGAUUUGGAAUUAAGGUUUUGCUUUCUUGAUCUUAAAUACUUCAAUGAUUAUUUUGUUUACCGUCUUCCCUUUUUGCCACUUGGGAAUUAUCAUACUAGUUUUUAAGCCAUCAUCAUAUAAGAAUCCCUAGGUAAAUAUUUAAUCCAGCUCAUGAUCAGUUGUACUAUUCUUAGACUCAUUUAAAAAUCAUGAAGGGUCAAUUAGAAACUGUUGAUAGCUUUUGACAGGACAAGAGCUUUAGAAUUCAAGCUUUUCUGAGAGAAGAAAAAAAAAUCUUAAAAUCUAACUUGUUACUUUGUAUACUGUUACAUUCCUUGUAUUCAAUUAAACAAUCCUGUCUUUCACUAACAAGUCUGACAUAGAUACAUCACGACUAUGGCGUUCAAAAAGCCUCUGAAUCAUGAAGUCAGUACAUUGUGACUGAAUGUUUAAUUUUCAAUGUAAUUUAUUCCAAAUAAACUGGUUUAUGCUGAUUGUUCAUA